This is a messenger RNA of Pseudo-nitzschia multistriata, 1760 nucleotides long. NCBI's taxonomy places the organism in Eukaryota, Bacillariophyta, Bacillariophyceae, Bacillariales, Bacillariaceae. The record is from the annotation of a GenBank genome assembly.
CAAAACUGUCGGCAACCGCACAUUUGGAGGGUCUGAUGUAUGAUAAUCGGUCUACUGAGGUGAAAAUGCAGCUGCAAAACCGUGGGGAAUGCUACGUAGGACGAUAGUACUUGCAGACACGGAGAAGGAAAAAUACGAACGCAAAUAAAAAUGCUGGAAGUACUUUUUACGCUGCUGAGAUAAAUUAUUUCCUGUUGCCGAUUGAAACAAGAGCGUUACCUUUUUUGACGCAAACAACUCACUUCGAACAAAUUGGACAAUCAUUCUGUUGCUGUGCCGCGUUGGGGAGCUGCAUUGUAUCGGAGAGACCAAACAAUAUAAGACACCCGAGGAGAAACUGACGGAAUGAGGCAAUCAAUUACGCUCCCAAUUUUUGGAUUUUUCCUCAUAUUACUUGGCAAACCAACCGAGGGAUUGGAGUUGAAUAAUAACAACCAAAGAAAACACUACAAGAUUUCUCGCCAAUUUGAUAGUUUGGAUUCGAUUCGCAGCGAGGCGCUAUUUGCAUCCAUGUCUUCCUCUUCGUCAAGGAGCAGUGGCCCUGGACGAUCAAUUGGACCUGCUUUCACAAAUCUCAAGGGUAGCCACGACGGAGUCAACAACAAAAGCAGCAACAGCGAAGAAGAUAGCAAAAUCGGUCGUUUGGAAGAGUUAAAGCAACAAGAAGCUGACCUGGCACGACAAUUGGCAGAAAUACGAAUGGAGAAAUUAUCUGCUCUUCGUUCAAAGCCAUURACAAUCGGUGUGAUUGGAUUCGGAAGAUUUGGUCAAUUCAUCUCUAAAACGUUUGCKAAGCACGGGAACAUUGUUGUGACAUCUCGUAGUGACUACACUAAUGAAGCAGAUGAAAUGGGGGCAGAGUACGUUCCACUCUCCGAUCCUCAGUCCUUUCUGGACAAGAAUUUGGACGUAAUUAUUCUUGCAACGUCGAUUGUCAGUUUUGAAUCUACCGUGAAGAACCUGACGCCACAUUUGAAAGACUAUGUUUCCAAGGGAARRAAAGGACCAUUGUUGGUCGAUGUUCUGAGUGUGAAGGAACAUGCGCGGGACAUUUUGUUAAAGCACUUGCCUGAAGAAUGUGACAUUCUAUGCACACAUCCUAUGUUUGGACCUGAUUCAGGAAAAAAUGGAUGGCAGAACCUGAAUUUUGUUUUCGAAAAGACAAGGGUAGACGGCGUGUUGUUUGAUCCCAGUAGUCACAUCGAGCUCCAAAAUACUGCAAGCAAUGACCGAUCGUACAAUGAAGCCUAUUCCUAUAUCGAGGCAAUGGACAGAAUAGAACGGUUCCUGAGUAUAUGGGAAGAAGAGGGGUGUAGAAUGGUACCCUUGAGCUGCAAAAAGCACGACGAAUAUGCUGCGAACUCACAAUUUAUCACGCAUCUUAUGGGAAGAAUUCUUGGAAAACAAGGUUUGCAGAAGACGCCGAUUGAUACAAAAGGUUUUGAAUCUGUCCUCAAACUCAUUGAUUCGACUACGGCAGAUUCAUUCGAUCUAUUUUAUGGCUUGUACAAGUACAACAAACGAAACAGCCAGUCCAUCAUUCAUCAGCUUCAGGACGCUAUGGAUGACGUUGUAGAUAAUCUGAAGAUUCUUGAGAGUGAAGACAUGAAAAAACAAGAACURAGACAAGCUCAAGAGGACGAACAAAACCGACAGGAAUCGGAAUCUGCUACAGACAAGAAAGCAAUGGGGGCCUACUUGGAAUAAUAUGCGACGAGUUCAGUUUAACUUAAUCUAGAGAAGAAAAAUUCAURAAUUGU